Molecule: messenger RNA, 1965 nt
Organism: Trachymyrmex septentrionalis
Lineage: Eukaryota; Metazoa; Arthropoda; Insecta; Hymenoptera; Formicidae
Product: spidroin-2-like
Exons: 6
Coding region: 54-1496 (480 amino acids)
Molecular function (GO): carbohydrate binding; galactoside binding
Source: RefSeq, a predicted model, not a curated record
UCCAACAUCGUCUCCACUGGAAUCGAAAUUAGGUCGUUAAAGUAAUCGCAAGAAUGGCCAAUUCCCCAGUACAUAAUCCGGAAAUUCCAUAUGUGGGAAAAAUAGAAGGAGGCCUGAGGGCAGGUACAAUGGUGAAGAUACAAGGCAAGGUGCCACCACAGGCUGUACGAUUUGCUAUCAAUUAUCAGCUCGGACCGACGUUAAAUCCAAGAGAUGACAUAGCAAUUCAUGUAUCUCCGCGCUUUCCUGAAGGCUUUAUUACUAGAAAUCAUAUAGAGUCGAUGACCUGGGGCAUGGAGGAGAAUGCUGGCCCAAUGUGGAUUCAGCCAGGCCAGGAAUUCGAGAUACUGAUUCUAUGUGACCAUCACUGCUAUAAGAUUGCCAUCAAUGGCAAGCACUUCACAGAAUUCGCCCAUCGAUUACCGUUCAUAAAAGUUACUCAUUUGGUUAUCGAUGGUGACGUUGAGAUACACUCUAUCACAUAUGAACAAGUAUUAGUCGAAUCAUCAAAACCCUCAGUACCAGAUGAUGUAGAAACUGCUAAUUUUGGACCACCACCUCCAGGUGGUUUGUAUCCAACGAUCCAACCUCAAGGUGGAUACGGCCCUCCUCCUGCAACUGGUUAUGGUCCUCCCCCUCCGACUGGUUAUGGUCCUCCUCCUCCUCCUCCUACUGCCUAUGGUGGCCCUGGUGGUUACAAUCCACCAAGAGCCUAUGGAUAUCAGCCUGAUCAGAAAGCAGAGGAAGAAGGCGUUUUUGGAGAUUGUCUGGACAAAGUUGGAUUAGCAUUAGGUGGAUUAGUGGCAGCUGGAGGUGUAGCGGCAGCCAUGCAUGCGAUGAAUAAAAAGAAGGAAGAAACCGAAGAAAAGGAUCAUGAAAAAUCAGAUGCUUCUAAGUCAAAAACGGAAAGCGAAAGUGGUUUCGGAAAUUUAGCUGGAUCUCUUGGGAUGGCUUUAGCUAGCAGCUUGGCAAGCAAUGCCUUGCACAGUAACUCACACGCACAACAAGGCUAUCCCGCUCAGCAAUCAGGUGGUGGUGGUGGUGGUGUCUUCGAUUCUAUUUUAGGAGCAUUAGGCGGUGGAGGAUCUCAACAGCCUGCUUAUCCAAAUCAACCAUCUUCUGGUGAUGGUCUGAGCGGAACAUUAGGAUCUCUACUCGGUGGUGUUCUCGGCGGUGGUGGAGGUCAUCAGCAACCAGCAUAUCAACCUUCAGGAGGAUAUGGUGGAUACCAACCAUCGGGUGGAUACGGCGGCCAAAGUUCUGGCGGAUCGGACCUGUUGUCGGGAAUUGGAUCGGCCUUAUUCAGUUCGGCUCUAGAUGGUCUGAAUAAACGUGGAAAAGAUAAAUCUCAUGACGAAUACCGUUCUGGACCUCCUCCAAGUUAUGAGCCUCCACCGCCAACACCGCCAGCCCCGCGUUCGGAAACUCCACCGUCUUCAGGUGGCCACAAAUUAACUGCGGAUGAAAUUUCAAAGGGACUUGGGCUGGAUGAUUAAACGCGUCGGAAGACUUUGACCUGCAAGUACACUCAUAGUGACGAUCUUAUGCUCUCUUGUUGCUUGAAAAUGUAAUCUACGUAUCAUUACGAAUCUCGUUUAUCGAAAUAUGCUAUUUUUAUUAUUUUUUUAUAUUUUUUUGAUAUCAGCGGAUAUUUAGUUAUUAAUGGCAGCUGCAUCAAAUAUAAAUGUGAGAGAAUGCUACUCGAUAUUAUAUACGAAUCUCAUAAACGUUAUGAAUUCUCAUAUGGAUAUUAAGUAGAACUGUAAGUUCCAAAAUCGCUUUUAAAUACUUUAAAGUUGCAUAUUUUAGGUAAGACUCAAAAGAAAUCAAACACACUGCUCUUUACAAAGUUAUACCUUCCAUGAAAUAGUCCGAAUGAGAGCUGUACAAGUAUAGCAGGAAGUUAAUAUUUUUUAAGGUUAUAUUUUUAUAUAAAAAUUUUAUUAUUUUAUAAGAGUGGCCUUA